This is a messenger RNA of Lagenorhynchus albirostris (white-beaked dolphin), 3521 nucleotides long. RefSeq names its product limb development membrane protein 1 (gene LMBR1). The record is from RefSeq and is a predicted model, not a curated record. The coding region runs from base 197 to 1705 and encodes 502 amino acids. The transcript has 18 exons. Gene Ontology annotation, biological process: signal transduction. Gene Ontology annotation, molecular function: transmembrane signaling receptor activity. Lineage: Eukaryota; Metazoa; Chordata; Mammalia; Artiodactyla; Delphinidae.
GCCCGCCCUCAGCAGCCCGAGCGGCUUCUUCUGAGGCGGCGGUUGAGGCAGCGCCCGGUGUCUUGGUCGCGGUCUGUGCAGCGGCAGGCUGCUCCCGUCCCGGCCGGCGGGGCGGCCGUCCAGCCCCUCGGGCCGGCAGGCGAUGGUGCGGUGGAGUGCGCGGACGCGGGCGGCGUGGCGGCGGGCAUGAAGGAGGAUGGAAGGGCAGGACGAGGUGUCGGCGCGGGAGCAGCACUUCCACAGCCAAGUGCGAGAGUCCACGAUCUGUUUCCUUCUCUUUGCCGUUCUCUACAUUGUCUCCUACUUCAUCAUCACAAGAUACAAGAGAAAAUCAGAUGAGCAAGAAGAUGAAGAUGCCAUAGUCAACAGGAUUUCGUUGUUUCUGAGCACGUUCACUCUAGCAGUUUCAGCUGGGGCAGUUUUGCUUUUACCCUUCUCAAUAAUCAGCAAUGAAAUCCUGCUUUCUUUUCCUCAAAACUACUAUAUUCAGUGGCUAAAUGGCUCCCUGAUUCAUGGUUUGUGGAACCUUGCUUCUCUCUUUUCCAACCUUUGUCUGUUUGUGUUGAUGCCCUUUGCCUUUUUCUUUCUGGAAUCAGAAGGUUUUGCUGGCCUGAAAAGGGGAAUCCGAGCCCGAAUUUUAGAAACUCUGGUCAUGCUUAUUCUUCUGGCCUUGCUUAUUCUUGGGAUAGUGUGGGUAGCCUUGGCGCUCAUUGACAAUGACGCUGCGAGUAUGGAAUCUUUAUAUGAUCUCUGGGAUUUCUACCUACCUUAUUUAUAUUCCUGUAUAUCAUUGAUGGGAUGUUUGUUACUUCUCUUGUGCACUCCAGUUGGCCUCUCCCGCAUGUUCACAGUCAUGGGGCAGCUGUUGGUGAAGCCAACAAUUCUUGAAGACCUGGAUGAACAAAUUUAUAUUAUUACCCUAGAGGAAGAAGCAAUUCAGCGACGACUAAAUGGUCUUUGUUGCUGUGCACAGGCUUUCUCUAUUUGCGGACUGUCUUCAUCAGUGGAACACAAUAUAACGGAGUUGGAACAAGAACUUGACAAUGUAAAGACUCUUAAGACAAAAUUAGAGAGGCGCAAAAAGGCUUCAGCAUGGGAAAGAAACUUGGUGUAUCCUGCUGUUAUGGUUCUCCUUCUUAUUGAGACAUCCAUUUCGGUCCUCUUGGUGGCUUGUAAUAUUCUUUGCCUGUUGGUUGAUGAAACAGCAAUGCCAAAGGGAACAAGGGGGCCUGGAAUAGGAAAUGCUUCUCUUUCUGCUUUUGGUUUCGUGGGAGCUGCACUUGAAAUCAUUUUGAUAUUCUAUCUUAUGGUGUCCUCUGUUGUUGGUUUCUAUAGCCUCCGAUUUUUUGGAAACUUUAUUCCCAAGAAGGAUGACACAACGAUGACAAAGAUCAUUGGGAAUUGUGUGUCAAUCUUGGUCUUGAGCUCCGCACUGCCUGUUAUGUCAAGAACACUGGGAAUCACUAGAUUUGAUCUACUUGGAGACUUUGGAAGGUUUAAUUGGCUGGGAAAUUUCUAUAUUGUGUUAUCCUACAAUUUGCUUUUUGCUAUUAUGACAACAUUGUGUCUGGUCAGAAAAUUCACCUCUGCUGUACGAGAAGAACUUUUCAAGGCCCUAGGGCUUCAUAAACUUCACUUAUCAGAUACUUCAAGGGAUUCAGAAACCACAAAGCCUUCUGCGAAUGGGCAUCAGAAAGCACUGUGAGACCCGCAGCAGCGCCCUGCAAUCAAGAGCCUGAGCGCCCCGAACCUGUGACGUUCCCGUCGGUCAGGGGUGUUUCCUGCUGACUGUGGCCCGCGUUUACGGCCUGGGCCUGUCGGUGUCGUUUUCAUAAUCUAAGAGCUCGGCUGUUGCAGGUCGUCUUCUUUUUACCUUUGGGGCGGCCCUUGUAGUUCCCAGCCAGGUGCAGCCCCCUCAGGGCGGCGCGUCUUCUGGGGCCAUGUUUGCUUGCAUCAGUUAUGCGCCCAUAUGAGAGUGUUAGAAAAGGCCAACUUUGGGGCUUUCUAAGGAUUCACUUAAAUCUUGUUAUAUAUUCCAUUCAAAACGAAUUCCAUUCAUGCCCUACAUGAAAGGGCAUCCUUGGUACUUAGAUGUGAAAUUUCUGCAAAAAAUGAAAGUUUGUAGAUGAUAUUGCAGUGGGUACAUUGGAACUGUAAAUGGUUGCAAAUUAUAUUUUUCACUUCCUUAAAGAAAAAACAAAAGCAUAGUUCUGAUUUAUGUUACAGAAUGAUAUUGAUUGGACUUUGAGUCAAGGGAAAAAUACAAAAUUCUUUUAGAACUUGAGCCUUGGUAGGAUGCCACAGGAAUACCUCCUACUGUCCAGUGGAAUAAGCUAUGGUAGGAAGUAUUAUGUAAUCAUACUUCUCUGACAGUUUAUGUGUAUAUAAUUCAAUAUUACCUCUCAUAACAUAGUUGCCAGUGUUGAAUACACUUGUAACUUAGAUUUUGCCUUAUAGGCUAUAUGUACACUCAGUUUUUUUUAAACAUUUUUUUCAGAAAUCCCUUAAUUCCCUGUGUCCAUUAUGCACUAUAAAUGCUCUGUGGUAGACACCCCUUCUGUCGCCACAGUCUUCAGGCUUUGAUCACUUCUGUACAUGCCAAUUUAAACAUCAGACUUAACGAAUGUUACCAUUUAACACCCAAAACACACAGCAUCAGCAUUCAUGAUGUAAGAAAAGUUUUGCCGUGUAUCAUGGUCUGAUGAUCAUUCAGUUAUUAAAUUGUAAAUAAUUCUUGGGAUGGGUUCUUGACUUAAGUCCACUGAAUAAAAGCUAUAACAUUAUACUCCGUGUUACCAUGCACUAGGAUCGAGUACCAGAAAUUGUGCAUGCAAAAAUAGCAGAUGGGUCCACUUGCACACAGUUCAUAUCAGGCAGCCUCUAUAAACACAUAUGUUCAUAUGCGCUGUGUGUUUGGCAACAGGUUGUGUUCAGACAAAAGGAAAAGAACAGUUUUCUCAAAUUGUUGAAUUUAAAGGGUUUUUUGGGAGAAAUUUAUGAAAAACAGGCUAUAUAUAUUUUGACAUCAAAAAUUUCCACUUAGAUCCAAUAUAAUAAGAGAAAGUAACCCAAAGCUCCAUUGUGUAUACUUCUCCUUUAUUUAUACCUCUGCAUUUCCUUCUGAGCUUCUCUUCCUGUUAAAAUGCAGCUUAGUUUUAAAAUAAAAGAACAUUUUGUGAUUCUAAACAACACUCAGUAAAUACCACCAGUCUAGUAUGGGUGAAUUUCUCAGCAUAAGAUCCACAUACUGAGAAAAUGAAUAAAAAUUGGCUGCUUUCUAAUUUUACUGGUAAUUAUACCUAUUUAAGUGUUAAUUGCAAGUUUUGAUUUUUACUGAAACUUGCUUGCUUUGAGCAGACCAGGUCAAGGGGAGAAGAGAAAAGAAUUCCUUUAAAUAAAAGAAUAUCACUUUUAACUUACACUAAUUUCAGGGCAGACAUCCAGAGGAAGAGCUUCUGGGUAUUUGUAAGAUGUCUGAAAAUUUUUGAGUAAAAUAUUAAACUUUUCAAUGUCUAUAUCAA